Scomber japonicus (chub mackerel) is the source of this 844-nucleotide messenger RNA. RefSeq names its product CMRF35-like molecule 7. The transcript has 4 exons. The record is from RefSeq and is a predicted model, not a curated record. NCBI's taxonomy places the organism in Eukaryota, Metazoa, Chordata, Actinopteri, Scombriformes, Scombridae. The coding region runs from base 1 to 591 and encodes 196 amino acids.
AUGAGGACGUCAAGGAUAUAUGUUGGCUUCUUUAAGGCUUCUGUUCUCUUUGUCUUCUGGUUAACAAAACAUACAGUUGACUCAACUCCAACGGUGGUAACAGCAGAAUACGGAGGAUCUGUGGAAGUCCCUUGUCAAUACGACCUUAAGUUCAGAGACAACACAAAGUACUGGUGCAAGGGAAUUGUGUAUGAGCUGUGUAAAAUAGUAGUGAGAGGGGGCCAAGCUAGUGACAGGGCCUCCAUUUCUGAUGAUAAGGAGGCUGGGGUCUUCACUGUUACUAUGACUUCUCUCAGAAAAAGUGAUGAUGAUGUCUACUGGUGUGUCAUCUCUUCACCUGGAAGGAACACCCACACUCGUGUCAGGCUUGUCAUCUCCCAAACAGGGAUAACACCAACCGACACCACCCCAACAAAUUCAUCACUGAUACAGGGACGAGGUGAAGUAAGCUGGUGGGAGACUCUACGUUGGAUCAUCUUUAUUUUCAUGUUAUGUUGUUUGCUAUCAACACAUAUCAUUGUGUGGAGAAUGAAAGCUGCACAAAAACCACAGCAGCCCAAACAAAGUCAAUACGAGAACAUUUAUGAGUGAAAGUCUAGCAGUGUUUUAUAUAAUGGGUGAUUUAUGAACACAUAUGAACAUAUCUAAGUAUUCUGUCAGUGUGAAAGAAAUGAACCAUCAAGGGAAAAAGUGGCUUUCCACCUCAUUUUUUUCUUAGUACUUAUAUGAUUAAAGCUCAUUAAUUUCAGUGCCAGUGCCUUAGAUAACUUUGGACACAACUUUUUAAUAUCUAAUCAGCUUAGAUUUAUCACCUCUAGAGAGCAGGGGCUCUUGGCUUUCGAAU